Molecule: messenger RNA, 3533 nt
Organism: Drosophila melanogaster (fruit fly)
Lineage: Eukaryota; Metazoa; Arthropoda; Insecta; Diptera; Drosophilidae
Gene: nuf
Product: nuclear fallout
Exons: 12
Coding region: 746-2338 (530 amino acids)
Cellular component (GO): recycling endosome membrane; cleavage furrow; midbody
Source: RefSeq, marked reviewed
AACGCGAUUUCGGUCGUCGAAUUUAGUUUGAAGCGGACGCAUCGUCGGGCUGGCAUAUAUCGAAACUGCAAUUGCAUUUUUUUAAUAUUUUUACUCGUAAUCAAGCGUUAGUUGUUGCUGCGCGCGUGAAGUCGAAUUGUAUAGAAGUAUCGGAAAACGACAUUAUUUAAAACCAUUAGGAAUAUACAAUUGGACUUUGGCGUUUUAUUACUUUUACAUAUUUUCGAUAGCGCGCGCGGUGAUAUUUCCCACGUAAAACCACCAAAUCACAACACAGCUCAAAAAAUAAGUUAAAGACGUUGCCAACGUUACGCACGCGUACAAAUACAAUUUACCAAUAAAAAAUGCAGCUAUAAGUGCUUUGAUAUGCGAAGAAUGCUGAAUUAAGUGAAAGUGUAAGAAAAUCGAAUAAAACACAAUAAACAAAGCCGAUUUUAGGCAAUAUUCGGCUCAACUACCUGUUCUGCAACAAAUACAUAAACAGAAACAACAACAACACCGAGAUCCAACUGUUGCGCUUCGCCGGCUAUCUUCGUCUCCCUCUCUCCUUAGACUGCGCGCGUGUGUGUGUGUGUUCCUGUAUUUUCACCAUUCAGUUGUUGUUGUGGCUUUUCGCCAAGUGCAAAUAAUUCGUUUUUUUUUGUUUUUAACCAAAUUCAUGUUCAGCUAACGGUUAAAGCCACUCGUCUGCUCCAAUUGGAUACGCAAAUAUAUUUCAACAGCUGCAGUAAGCUUUCCACCAAACAUGGCACCAAUGCCCCGAAUUCAGUUACCCAAUGGAAAUUCUUCCAUAAAGGCUAGCACAAAUGAUUUUCUCUUUGCGGAAACAAUGUCCGGCGACAGUAGUCCCACCCCCAGCAGUCCGCCAUCCAGUACAGCAGGCGUUGCCAAAUCUCAGUGUUCUUCCCUUUCGGAUGGCGAAUCCUUUGAGGGAUAUGGCGAAAAUGAGUAUCCCACCCAACUUCGCGAAGCCCGCAGCUCCAAUUCCAAUGGGAGCCAUAAUAUGAGCAAUCAUAUUAACAAUAAUUCUAAUAUCAGCGUGGGCAACAACAGUGGACACAACCACAGUGGACACUCGAACGAUGGAAAUAACAACCUAAAUGGCAGCACUGGCGUCGAACUCGAUUUGGCUCCACACGUCGGCUCAUCAACACCUCAAGAUGAUGACGAACUAAACAUAAUGCCCCGGGAUAAUUGGGCCAGGCGCAGUCUGCGACGAACUCCCACCAGCAAUCCUGAUAGUUUAUCCCAGCGUCGUUGGGGAUCCAUGAGACAUUCCGGCCGCAGGCAAAUUAGUUCAAAUGCCUUAGCCAGCCAACUCUAUAGAUCAUCGAGCUUUAACUCAUCGGGCCGUAGCUCCAACUGUGAUACAACAGAAGACAUGUACAGCGACAUAAGCUUGGAGAAUCGUCAUGACUACGAUUAUAGGCUGGAACUGCUGCAGCGCAAGGUGGACGAUCUGUCAGAUACACAGAAUAUAGCUGAGGAUCGGACAACCCGCACCAAGACCGAAUAUGCAGUCCUUCAGGCGCGUUAUCACAUGCUCGAAGAGCAGUACCGAGAGUCGGAACUGCGUGCCGAGGAGCGUUUGGCAGAGGAGCAGAAGCGGCACCGCGAGAUUUUGGCCCGCGUGGAGCGUGAAGCCUCGCUGCAGAACGAGAACUGCCAGAUGAAGAUCCGUGCCACCGAGAUCGAGGCAACGGCACUGCGGGAAGAAGCCGCCCGACUGCGUGUCCUGUGUGACAAGCAGGCCAAUGACCUCCAUCGCACCGAGGAACAGUUGGAGCUGGCGCGCGACCAAAUCGGCGUCCUGCAACAGGAGCACGAGGAGCAGGCACAGGCACUGCGCCGCCACGAACAGGAGAAGAAGUCCACCGAGGAGCUGAUGCUGGAGCUGGGCCGGGAACUGCAGCGUGCUCGCGAGGAGAGUGGAGCCCGGGCAAUGCCGACCACAUCGCCGGAGAGCAUAAGACUGGAGGAGCUGCAUCAGGAGCUCGAGGAGAUGCGCCAGAAGAACCGAACCCUCGAAGAACAGAACGAGGAGCUGCAGGCCACGAUGCUGACCAACCAGGCCACCAUGCUGACAAAUGGCGUGGAGCAGGGUCGCCAUCUGCUGAACGGAACACUCAACAGUUUGGCUCAGGAGCUCGAGGAGAUGUCACAAGCCCAGGAUUCUGUGGAUUCAGCCACAUUAGCAUCCUUAAGUCAGCUACAACAGGCCUUCCAGGAAAAGGAGGAUGAAAAUGUUCGGCUUAAGCACUAUAUUGAUACCAUUCUACUCAACAUCGUGGAGAACUAUCCUCAAUUGCUGGAAGUCAAGCCCAUGGAGCGAAAGUAGUGCAGUCUACUGGAAGAAUAAACCAACCCUAGGCACUCGGCAGAGUGUCACAACCACCUAACAUUACCUAAAAUUAAUAAACUAACUAAACCAUACUCUAUGUUAACUUUUUAAGCUACACUCUAUACAUGUAUUUAUGCCUAACUUAAGUCAUAAUUUAUUUUAUAACAAUUUAAUGUAGAUUUUUAAACCAAAACAACGCAGAGAACACAAAGAUUGCAUGUCAAAAUGAUAAAAAAGUCCUUAAUUUGAUUAGAUUAUGUUUUGUAUAAAGAGAGUCCAAAAUUAUGUAAAAGUUUAUUUUCCUUCGUUUCUAGUUUGCGUUUUGUAUAGUUCGUGUUGUUGAUCCAUAAAGAUAUUACUUAUAAAUAUUGUUAGAUUUUAAGUCGUAAAAAAUCUUUCACUUAUUAAUGAAAUGGAACCCAAUAAUUUAUUGAUAAUUGCCAGAAAAUCUAAUUGUGAAUGUGUAUAGCAUAAAGAGAUUUUAUGAACUGUUGAUGCUUGACAGGAAAUAUUUCCAAUUUCGUCAUGGCAGCUAAGAAGGUUUUUGCUAGGACAAGUGCUCCAUUUUUCAAAUCUUUCCAUCACAUGCAUACUUCUUAAAUCUUUCUAUCCAUAUUUUGCACUCUCCGAAAAGAUCUUCCCUAGUUUGCCUGUAAUGUAGUUACAAAAAUCUAUCAAAAAAUUUGCGUUUAUGGUAUGGACAAUCCCAGGAUACAAAGACGGAGUUUUAGUUUGAUGUGAGUCUAAAUGAGAGCAAUUAUCACGAGGAGUUUAUCAAUUCAGAAGUUAUAUCUUAAUCCACACACAUAUGUCAAUGUAUAGCACAGAUAAAACUAAUCUUACUCUGCAUAUAAAACAACAUUAAAUGGACAUAAUGUGCAAACGUUUAGGGAUGACACAUGAUAGCUCCAACGAAAGCGAUCCCUAAUAGUCUUAGCAACUGAAUAACUCAAGCGGUCAACCCUAAUUUAGCUAUAAUAAUAUCCAAGAAAACUCGAUAAUCGAUGUGUAAUCGUUAAUCAAAAUUUUAUUGCCUUAAACGGAUGUUUUAAAAAAUGUACUAAGGCUUAGAUAACUCUAACAAAAAAGUCCAUAAGGUUUAAUGACAUGCUGCGAAAUAUGGAAUUUUAAAUGUAAUUUACUAGAUGCAAGUCGCUGAACUUAUAUCAAAAUAAAAAGAAGAAUAUUUUAU